This is a messenger RNA of Pestalotiopsis fici W106-1, 939 nucleotides long. RefSeq lists its product as uncharacterized. The transcript has a single exon. Bases 1 to 939 code for a protein of 312 amino acids. Gene Ontology annotation, molecular function: carbon-sulfur lyase activity. Lineage: Eukaryota; Fungi; Ascomycota; Sordariomycetes; Amphisphaeriales; Sporocadaceae. The record is from RefSeq and is a predicted model, not a curated record.
AUGCCCUCCACAUCCCAAUCAAUUACGGCAACCUGUCAAUGUGGCGCGGCCCAGCAUAAUGUCACCAUGCCGGAUACUUCAUCUCCUGUGCCAGCCGUCUUUUGCCAUUGCGACUCAUGCCGGCACAUGAGCGGGUGCCUGUCUGUUACUAGCAUUGCUCUGCCUCCAAAUGUCCCUCCACAAACAGGCUUGCUCGACCGCCUGACGCCAUUUGAAUUCUCCAAGAACCGAAUUACUCACUAUUUUUGUUCAAUAUGCGGCACCCAUAUGGUGGCUCGAGUCCUGCCCAGACAAGGGAGGAAAGACUUUGAAGAAUUAUGGUUCUUCAUGUGUGGUACGAUACAAAACAUGCUCUUGGCUUACCAACCAUGUCAUGAGUUCAUCGCCGACACGAUUGAUGGAGGCAUUGCCAAGUUUCUAUCGUUUGACAACGGCAGGCAAAUAGAGCGCUGGGCUCAGCGUCCUGAAGACGGCCAGCACCUGCCACUCGACUGGUCAUCUCACACUGGCCAGGCUACGCCAUCGCCGCCAGAUGGGACGCUCCACGCGCAUUGUAAAUGCCGCGGUGUUGAAUUCUGGAUUACCCGUCUAUCGACUCCCUCCAAGUAUGCUGCAACUAUCUGCGACUGCGAGUCAUGCCGUCUAAGCAGCGGCAUGGACUCCCGCGUCGUAGGCUUGGCACAGAUUCCCAUUCAAAACAUGAGUCUGGACAGAGAGGGGUGCACUCCUUGCCCGGAAAACUUCUCAUUCGGAACCAUUAAAAAGUACCAGCAUGUGUCAGGCGAAGAGAGAGCAUUCUGUGCCACAUGUGGUGCCUCCAUCUUUGUUGACAGGCACGGAUUGGGUACCCUCCGGAUUGCCGUCGGUCUUUUUGUUUCUAGCAAAGGGGCGCGGGCAGAGGAUUGGUUGGAAUGGAAAGGUAUAGCUCAAGUGGGUUGA